AGGAAGCGGCGGCGCGGGGAGCGGGCUCCGGGCACCGACACCGGAAGCGGAUCCGCUGCUGAGUAAUCCCGGCGGGAGGCCCGCUCCGCGCGCCGCAGGCGGAGCCGGACCGGACCGGGCCCGCAGCCCCAUGGCCGGCGCCGGGCCCCCGCGGCGGGAGGACGCGGAGCCGGCGGCCGGGCCCCCGCAGGACGCGGAGCUGGCGCUGGCCGGCAUCAACCUGCUGCUCAACAACGGCUUCCGGGAGUCCGACCAGCUCUUCCGCCGGCACAGGAAUCACAGCCCCUUAAUGAGCUUUGGAGCCAGCUUCGUCAGCUUUCUGAACGCCAUGAUGACGUUUGAGGAGGAGAAGAUGCAGCUGGCGUGCGAGGACCUGCGGACGACGGAGCGGCUGUGUGAGAGCGAGGAGGCGGGCGUGAUUGAGACCCUCAGGAACAAGAUCAGGAAGAGCGCGGACGCCCGGAGGUCGGCGCCCUCCGUGGUGGACCGGCUGCAGCGGCAGAUCAUCGUGGCCGACUGCCAGGUGUACCUGGCCGUGCUGGCCUUCGUCAAGCAGGAGCUCUCAGCGUACAUCAAAGGCGGCUGGAUCCUCAGGAAAGCCUGGAAGAUCUACAACAAGUGCUACCUGGACAUCAACGCGCUGCAGGAGCUGCACCAGCGGCGGCCGGCGGGGCCGCGCUCGCCCGCCGACGCCGCCAACCACAACCACAGCGCGGCAGCGGCCGAGGAGGGGGUGUCGGAGGAGACGCUGAGCCGGCUUCGCGGCGCCGUGAGCUUCGGAUACGGCCUGUUCCACCUUUGCAUCUCCAUGGUGCCCCCCAACCUGCUCAAAGUCAUCAACCUGCUGGGGUUCCCCGGAGACCGCCACCAGGGGCUGUCCUCUCUCAUGUAUGCGAGCGAAAGUAAGGACAUGAAGGCCCCUUUAGCUACGCUGGCGCUGCUCUGGUACCACACGGUGGUGCGCCCCUUCUUCGCGCUGGACGGCAGCGACCACCGGGCGGGCCUGGCGGAGGCCAAGGAGAUCCUGCGCCGGAAGGAGGCGGCGUACCCCAACUCCUCGCUCUUCCUCUUCUUCAAGGGCCGCGUGCAGCGGCUGGAGUGCCAGAUCAACAGCGCCCUGGCCUCCUUCCACGCGGCCCUGGAGCUGGCCGUGGACCAGCGGGAGAUCCAGCACGUCUGCCUCUACGAGAUCGGCUGGUGCAGCAUGAUCGAGCUCAACUUCCAGGACGCGUUCGGCUCCUUCGAGCGGCUGAAGAAUGAGUCCCGGUGGUCGCAGUGCUACUACGCCUACCUGACCGCCGUCUGCCAGGGGGCCACCGGCGACGCGGACGGCGCCCAGGCCGUCUUCAAGGAGGUGCCGCGGCUCUUCAAGAGGAAGAACAACCAGAUCGAGCAGUUCUCCGUGAAGAAGGCCGAGCGGUUCCGGAAGCAGAGGCCCACCAGGGCGCUGUGCGUGCUGGCCUCCGUGGAGGUGCUGUACCUCUGGAAAGCCCUGCCCAACUGCUCCGCCCCCAGCCUGCAGCGGAUGAGCCAAGCCUGCCACGAGGUGGACGACGCGGCGGCCGUGGGGCUGAAGCUCCUGCUGCUCGGGGCCAUCCACAAGUGUCUGGGCAACGCCGAGGACGCCGCCCAGUUCUUCCAGCGCGCGGCCAGGGACGAGCUGUGUCGUCAGAACAACCUGUACAUCCAGCCGUACGCGCUGUACGAGCUGGGCUGCCUCCUGCUGGACAGGCCGGAGACGGUGGCGAGAGGCCGAGCACUGCUGCUUCAGGCGAAGGAGGACUUCUCCGGCUACGACUUCGAGAACAGGCUGCACGUGCGCAUCCACGCGGCGCUGGCCUCGCUGCGGGAGCUGGUCCCCCAGUGACGGGCCCCGCCGGCCGCCGGGCUCUGCCCGGAGCUGGGAGCAGAGGACGCUGCCAUCGAGGACGGCUUCCUCCGGCCCCGCGCAGGGACACUCCCCCGGUCCCCGGAGGGGAGGAGCUCGGAGGAACCGUCACCCGGGAGGGCUCAGUGGCCUUGUUCGGACACUUUAGUUUUGUGAUUUAUUAUUUUUAAAAUAAAAACCAAGCUGCACAUCCAACCUGCAGUCCUGUGGGCACGGCUGCCGCCAGCACACGGCGGGCGGGCGGGGAGUGCCGUGCCGGUUCCUCGGCGACCGGAUGGCCGGCACCUGUGUUCUGAAGGAAUCGGUGUUCUUCUCGGCCCUCGUGCUGCCCAUGGGAGGACCGUGGCACAGACAUGCUAACCCCCAGGGCCCCGACCACGACACUCGGGCACAGACGGCGAUUGGUGUGCCCCGUUAGCUCUUCCUGUUUCCGCGGGCCCAUAGAAGGCCGGUCUCCGGCCAGGACGCGAAUGCCCUCACUGUACAGCGCGAGUGGGAGAACUCAGUGUUCCUUGUUUCCCUCAUUAAACACCUGCUCUUCCGCUGACGUGCCAUCGCCAUGUGUAUGUCCAGGUCAUCCGCAGUGUUUCCGAGGGAUGGCGCCAUCGGCAGGCUUCGCGGGCGGCCUGGCCGGAUGCCCUCCCUGCCCCCUCGCUCAGGGUAUUGGAUUCGACGGGUUAGGAGUUAUUUUAAAUCCUUUGUCGCUCAUUUUCAUGGUCGUUUAACUGCACCUUGGUCCAGUGCUGCACCCCUGUGUUUUGAAGAAUCAUAAUACCUCAGUCCCACCCUAGCCGGUUUGGCUGGCAGACUGAAGGGUCCCGGGUUCAAUUCCCGGUCAGGGCACGUGCCC
Molecule: messenger RNA, 2738 nt
Organism: Pipistrellus kuhlii (Kuhl's pipistrelle)
Lineage: Eukaryota; Metazoa; Chordata; Mammalia; Chiroptera; Vespertilionidae
Gene: TTC39C
Product: tetratricopeptide repeat domain 39C
Exons: 14
Coding region: 131-1867 (578 amino acids)
Biological process (GO): otolith morphogenesis; cilium assembly
Molecular function (GO): protein binding
Source: RefSeq, a predicted model, not a curated record